UGACUUUGACACAAACGUCAUCGAAAUUCUAAUUAUCUGACAUGCGAAUUUAAUUCCCAUUUCGUCACAAUCAAAUUCUUCAGCUUUGUAUUUACAACGCUUGCUCAGCUCGCACUUUCUUUUUAGGGUUUUGUCGCCCAUCACGAGCGGAGCACUUACCGUCAGUCACUAGUCUAAUGUUUGUCUAAAAUUGACAGUUUCCAAUCCAAAUUAACACCAUGAAAAUUUGGACAAGUGAACACACAUUCAACCAUCCGUGGGAGACUGUGGCGACGGCGGCAUGGAGGAAAUACCCCAACCCCCAUAAUACGGCUGUAAUAGGGACCGAUGUGGUGGAGAGGAAGGUGGUUAAUGGGGUUUUACACACACAUAGGCUGGUUAGCUCUAGUUGGUAUUUUCCUAGAUGGGCACAAGCACUCAUAGGGUCGGCGAAAAUUUGUUACGCCAGUGAACAGUCCGAAGUCAAUCCAUCCCUGCGAUUAAUGGUACUAAAAACCAUAAACCUCACGUUCUGUCGACACAUAGCCGUCGACGAAACCCUCCGCUACACCCCCGACCCAGUCGAUCCCUCCAAAACACUCCUCAAGCAAGAAGCCGUCGUCACGGUCAAAGGCGUACCGCUCACCAACUACAUGGAAGACCUACUCACCACCAAAAUCUCCAACAACGCCGGCAGAGGGCGGGAAGCCAUGGAGUGGGUCAUCAAUAAGUUAAACGACGAAGUCAAGGAUCUCACCAGGAGUACGGACGAGAUUUUUAACCAGACCAAAAGAUCCCUGGACGGCAUAGCGAAUACGGCCAAGAAACAAAUGGACGACAUAUCGCAGAAGGCAAAAAAGAGUCUCGAUGAUAUACAUUCGUUAAGUCUUAGCUAAUUUUUUUUUUCUCUUUUUUUUUUGUUUCGUCCUUUUUAGAUAGCUAACACAAUUCUAUUAGUGCUGGAGUAAACUACACCGAGAGAAAGAUAAAGCGAGAGAGAUAUAGACAGAGAUAGAGCGAGAUUAAUCGAUAAAUGAGCUGGAAUGUAACGUGUUGCAAAUUUGUAUAACAUUUGUUUCAAAUAUACAACAAAUAUUUAAUGGAAAUUUACAUUCUGAUUCAUUACAACUGCAACUUUUUUCAAUAGACAAUACAUACUUUUCAAGAACCUUUUUUCUGUGUUCAGAUUUUGGUUCAGGAACAACGAAUUUUAGUCUGUUUAAUAGUGCUUUAAAAAGAUUUUAAACAUUAAUUUUUUGAGUUGACUAAUCAAUUUCCAUAGUCACUUGAUUAUUUUACGAUAAGAAUGGCAUAGUAAAACCGAAAAACCGCCGAUUUGAUAACUUUCAAUCUGUAAUGUUGAAUCUAGUACAGAACCUUUUUCAGGCUCAUUUUGCUGCCCCAUGGAGUUAGAACCGGAUGUAGGUUGGUGCUCUUUUUGCACCGCCAUUUUCCUCCUACUCGAUCGCCUAUUCGCUCUUCUCGACUUCUUUUAAGGCUCUUAGAAAGUUGACAGUACAGCGUUGCCAAAUUAAUUGAACCAAAUUUGACACUAACAGUAGUACCUAGACGUAACGUCACAAAGUGAAAAAAAUGAUUUUCUGAAUUUCUGAAAGUAUUUUUUAAGUUUUUAAAUUCUACUUUCGAAAUUUGACGUUACUAGAGGACGAUAUUGACAAUUAAUUGUCCUCGGGCAACAUGAUACCUUGUCUAGAUCAUCGCCAAAAUCAAAUUGGAUUCCAUUUUAGUUGCCAUCAAUCAAUUGCUUCGGAAUUUCAAUUUGGGAAAUGUAAUCUGCUCUGUUCGUGUAUUUUCCUCUGUAACAAUACUCUACGAAGUUUUUCUCUUCAUUUGGCUGGGAAUCAAAUCGAUUUUGGUCCUAAUGUGAUUCGACACCGAUAUGAAAUAUCUGCACAAAAUUAGGUAGAAUUUGACAGCCUUUUACCUGCACUUGCACAAAAUUUAAUCACACCAUUUUUCUUCGACAGUAGUAAUUACAACGUUGCCAUAAUUUUAAUUGUUUUCCUUGUAUUCAAAAUAUUUGAUAACCAAGUCAAAUGAAUUGGAAAUUUUGUAAUUUUAGUCAAAUAUCAUCCAUCAUCCACGAUUGAGUAAUUAUUUAUUUUCAUUAUUAUUGAAAAUCUAGCACGUUACCAUUUUUUUCUUGUCGUUUUAAGAUCGUAUUCGCAAAGUAUUUUAGCAUUUAAUUAAUUGAAAAGAAAAUAUAGUAAGUAAUAUUACAUAAUCAUGAACAACUG
Molecule: messenger RNA, 2237 nt
Organism: Psylliodes chrysocephalus
Lineage: Eukaryota; Metazoa; Arthropoda; Insecta; Coleoptera; Chrysomelidae
Source: the annotation of a GenBank genome assembly